Messenger RNA from Sitodiplosis mosellana (orange wheat blossom midge), 3909 nucleotides. It is a transcript of the gene Cad96Ca, whose product is annotated as tyrosine kinase receptor Cad96Ca. Gene Ontology annotation, biological process: multicellular organism development; homophilic cell-cell adhesion; cell surface receptor protein tyrosine kinase signaling pathway. Gene Ontology annotation, molecular function: ATP binding; transmembrane receptor protein tyrosine kinase activity; calcium ion binding. The record is from RefSeq and is a predicted model, not a curated record. Gene Ontology annotation, cellular component: signaling receptor complex; membrane. NCBI's taxonomy places the organism in Eukaryota, Metazoa, Arthropoda, Insecta, Diptera, Cecidomyiidae.
UCGACAUAAUGUGAAACGUUCGAUUCGUACUGAUCAAGCUAUCUUUUAAUUUUGGUUUUUUUCUCUGAAGAAAAUAAAUUUAGUGAUAUCGAAUUUUAUGUGCGACUGCGUUAACAAAGAAAAAGUUAUCGAAAUUUUGUCGAUUGUGCACACACGCUCUCUCAGCUCAGUCGAAUCAACGCGAAAGAUAUACAAAUAAAAUAAGAAGUGAUUUUGUGACAAAUAAAAUUUGAUUGGAUUUUCGUCGAAAUGUAGAUGCGAUCAACGAUUUAGCUAAUAAAUCAAUUUUUAUUAUGAUCGGAGAAAUUAGCCGACGAUCAAAACCGUUGUACAGUUAUGUGACAAUGGUGCCGAGUAAUGAAAAAAAGUGAAAAUAGUUUAUUUGAAAUAAUAAUAAUAAAAAAGAAACAAACGAGAGCGAAUGCCAGUUUUGGAUAAAUCACCAGCCAAAUUGUGUGACUACGAAAAAAAUAAAAAUAAAACAUAAUGAUGUGUUCAUUCGUUGGGUUUAUUUAGUGUUGUCAUUGCCUAGACGUGAGUGCGCCAAGUGAAACCAAAAAAAUAAAAAUAAAAAUACACAUACACACCAACGACCGAGUAAAAUAACGACGAGACACAACCCGAAAAAAACAAAAUUAUGAGAAUGUCAUGCCAGAAAAAUGCAAUGCAAUUUUCAUGAAUAUUUUUAUUUGACAUACAACAACCAGCAGCUAUAACGUGCGCACAGUGAAUGUGUGUUUAUGGAGAAAGAAACAAAAAAGCGGCAGCCCGAAGAACAAAUAAAAUAAUAAAUGUGCUCAAAAAAUAUACGCAGCACACAGCGCAGUGGUCAUAUUCGUAUGUGUGCCCAUAAUUUCCAUUGGGCAUGGGCACGAGUGCAAAGAAAAACGACCGAAAAAAAAUAAAACAACAAAAUCAUAUUGCGAUUGUGUUUUUGAAACAACAGUGAAAUAAAGGCAACGAAUAAACAGACGACGAUUCAGCAGAAGACGAGGAGAAAAAAAAAUCAAAACAAAACGAUAACAAAGCAGCAAGUGAGUGAGUGAGUGAGUGAGUGUGCGAGAGAAAGAGGCGACAGCGAGAAAUUCAUCUUCAUUAUUAAACAGCGUUAAGUGCGGCCAAAAGGCACUAGGAACCACCGAAUGGCACAGCCGAAGGGAAAAGAAACACAUUCAAUAAAUUACGUGAGCGAACUGAAUUCGCGUCUCCAUACGCCAAGUGAGCCAUUUUUAUGGUGAAAUUGUUGUGCUCAAGUGAAAGCGAAGAACGAAUUUGUAUAUUUAAAGAAAAUAGUAAUAAACGUGAAAAGACGAAAGUAAAAAACAAACGAAGAAAUAAGUAAAAAACAAGCAGAAACAACAACAUCGUUUGCAAGUGAGCGUGUGUGCAGCAUUGUGGUCGUCGCUGAAAGAGAGUUUUACAAUUCCAUUUGCACGGUAUAUAUAUGUAUGUAAAUGAGCAAAUGCUCGGUUCGCAAUUCUAAUUCUGUCCGUAUGUAUGUACGGUACAACGUAGCGGUUUGCAACUAUUUAUGUGUAUGUGACAUAUGCGUUCGCGUUGAGUUUGUAUGCUUUCGCCGCUACGACAAUACUGCUUUUUCGGUUUGGAAUGUUGCGAAAUCAAAAAAGUGACUUCAAUUUAUACGAAUAUAAAUUGUGCCUUUUGACUCGUGUUAAACGAUUAGCUUGACUAUAAGAGACGAUUUACUGGCUCCAUAUUGUUAUUCAUUUUCGGUGUGCGUGUGUGUACCUGUACAUGAGAGAGAGAGAGAGAGAGAGAGAGAUUGAGCCCAUUCCUUCCAAUUUUCAAGCACAAAACAUCCAACAAUAUGCUUCACUUCACAUCAAAAUCAAUGCGUUUCCACUUGGCUACGUCAUGGAUGCACACAAUUGUGAUAUUAAUUGUAGUUUUCAUUUUAAACACUGCUGCAGCCAAGGAAUUUCGAUCCGAUCAAGUUCCUAAUUCACCGCCUGUUGUGUUGGUCGACAAUCAUUGGAAAAUACCCGAGGACGAGAAAAUCGACACGGUGAUAGCUCGUGUACAGGCGAGCGAUAAUGAUCCAAACGAUGUGCUAACAUUCGGUUUGGAACCGAGCGACGGAGCUGAAGAUGAAACACUGCCAUUUCGUAUAAAUCGUGAUACCGGCGUUGUUUAUCUCAAUGAGAGUUUGGAGGGUCGUGGUGGCGAAAACUUUUUGCUCUAUGUCACCGUUACCGACGGUACAUACCAUGCAAAAAAUGGUGUAUUCGUCAAUAUCAAGUCGAAAAAUGGUCCAACAACUAAUGGAAAUGGUGCGCCGUCAUUUAUGUCGCAUGUGAAAAAUGCAACGCAUUUGCUGCCACCGUUUUAUUCAUUGCCAGGCGUUCCAACUCGGCCACCAUAUCCACCGUUUGCACUGCCACCGAUUUAUAACACACCAAAAUCAAAUGGAAACAACAACAACAAUGCCACAACUACAUCGACCACCAUCGCCAAUGAAAUACCAACAACCACCGAUGAAAAUCCAAGCAACAAUGCAACACACACCGCUAACGGCACUGCGAUGGUGAAUGGUGCGACCACGAAUAGCACGUCAGAGACGACAAUCUUUCCACGAUCCGCAUUGAAAACCGUUUUGCCAAUUGCAAUCAUCGCAUGCGGCAUUAUAAUUGCAUCGGGUCUAAUUGUAUCGUCGUUUCUAUUUCGAAAGCGCUUAUGUGCAAUUGGUAAAUCACUGAAAAAUAAAAGCAAAGAAGAAAUGGCCAAAAAAUCAAACCAAAGCAAUUUAAGUAAUACGAGUACGGUUAUGAUGUCGUCGAUAUCGGAAGACAGUCGCAAUUCAAUGGUAAUGCAGCAUUGGAAUGGUCCAACAGCGUUUAAUAAUCGAUAUGUCCCCUGGGAGCGAGAAAAUUCACACAUGCAGGCAACAUCGCAGCUAUCAACAAGUAGUUCGAAUUCACAGGGAAAAUCAGAUGGAUGGGAUUUCCCAAGGCAUCGAUUAAAGUUUUUCAAUAUUUUGGGAGAAGGAGCAUUCGGACAAGUUUGGCGCUGUGAAGCAAUCGACAUUAACGGUAAUGAAGUCCUUGGAACCACAUGUCAAUGUUGUCCGUUUGUUGGGCUGUUGCAGUGAAAAAGAGCCGAUUUUCGUGAUUUUGGAAUACGUGAAUCGCGGCAAAUUGCAAACAUAUUUACGGAAUUCACGAGCUGAACGGCAUUACGGUAAUACACAUGGAAAAUCAAAUAUUUUAACAUCAGGUGAUCUAACAUCGUUCAUGUACCAAGUGGCGAGAGGCAUGGAUUACUUAUCAUCACGAGGCAUAAUUCAUCGUGAUUUGGCCGCUCGCAAUGUAUUGAUAACUGAUGAUCAUACAUGUAAAAUAGCUGAUUUUGGUUUUGCACGUGAUGUGAUUACGUCGAAAAUCUAUGAGCGUAAAAGCGAAGGCAAAUUACCGAUAAGGUGGAUGGCAAUCGAGUCGCUUUAUGAUAAUAUUUUCUCCGUCAAGUCAGAUAUUUGGAGUUUUGGUAUUCUGAUGUGGGAGAUUGUCACUCUAGGUUCAACCCCGUAUCCCGGCACAGCUGCAGCAGAAGUCAUGCGAAAGGUACGUGAUGGUUAUCGACUGGAAAAACCAGAACAUUGUCGUCGUGAACUGUACAACAUUAUGUACUAUUGUUGGGCAAAGGAUCCACAGGAUCGACCGUCAUUCUCUGAACUAGUGAAAUUGCUCGAUAAAUUAUUGCUCACCGAAAUGGAUUACAUUCAAUUGGAGCACUUCCCCGAUCACAAUUACUACAAUAUGCUGAGUCUAAGCGGAGAAAAGUUGUGAACGACCACCCGACAACGAUAAUGCCGCCAGCAACACACCACGGUGGUGUUGGUGAACACAAGAAGAGAAAGAGAGAGAGAGAGAGAGAGAGAGAGAGAGAGAGAGA